AUUUAAAAAAAAAAGUGUAUGCUUUUUUUUUAUAUAAAAAUCUAUUUUUUUUUUUAAAUAUUUUGUAAUGGUUUUUUAAUAAAGUGUCGAUGCUGGAUUAAACAUUGAAAUGUUUUGUGAAAAAAUUUUUUGAAAGGAGAAAAGGUCUUAUAAACAAUUACUUGUUAAAAUCGAAAUGUUGGCAUUGAUCCAACCAACGUCAUGUCAACGCAAACGAAAAAAAAUUUCUCGUGUUCUCAUGUCAGAUAUUUUUGAAGAUAUACAAUCUUCCUCAUUAUGUACGAUGCCCAAAACUCAUUCUAAAGAACCGUCACGCAAACCUUCAUCUUUAUCCGCGUCGUCCCAAAACGAUAUCUCGAAGCGGGUCCCAAAAUUACGAGAUGAAAAUGAAGAAACGAUUAGUUUAUUUGAGAAAUCCAGUUCAUCGUCGGAUGCCGUGCCCCUCGCGUCCACAAAUGCAACUACUUCCAGUAGUUGGCAGUAUAACAAUAAUGAUUAUCAGUGUGAUUCUUUAACCUCUUUUAAAUUUUCGGAACGUUCUACUUUACAUCCAAAAGAUGUUGCUAGUGAAAAAAAGUUUCAUCGACUUGUUAAACAAGCUGUAGCUUGCUCUCAUGUUUCCUCCAAUUACCGUGAUAUAUCUUUACAACAUCAGCCAAAACAAUACCCUUUUCAUAACCAAGAUCCUCUAUGUUUUUCUUAUUCUGAAACGGUAUGCGACACCUCUCCACUAUGUCAUACGACUCUUCAAAAAACGUCUUCCGCAUCUUUUUUAACAACGUCGCUGGAUUCAGUUCAUCCUUCUUCAGGGACUUUAUCAAGUGGUCAUGCCAUAAAAUCUAUUCAAUCUAAAGAAAAAUGUGUACCAUGUACUUCUUCUUGCUCUUUGGAUUUAACUAUAAAAAACAAUCAAAGACGCACAAUAAUGCACCCGUUCCAAGAAUCCUUAACAAACGCAACUCCAAAUGCAACUCCUGCCAAAACUCUUGCCACAACUCCCGCUGUGACAGAUAGUCAUUUAAAUUACUGGAAUGCGUAUGAAGAUUUUUCUGAUUUAGAAAAUUUAAAUGUGUCUGAAACCUCUUCUUCUUCUUCAUCUUCUUCUCAAUCUCCACCUAAGAUUCGUUCAAGUCAUUUGAGUCAAAAAAAUACCUCGUAUUCAGAUAAUCUUUCAACAAAAAGUACAUGUGCUAUAUGUUUAACAGAUAUUGUUGAAAAUGAUAUUAUUGGGGAGUUAGCUGAAUGUCAUCAUUUUUUUUGUUACGAUUGUAUUCAUUUAUGGGCAAAUCGAACAAAUCAAUGUCCCCUUUGUAAACAAAAAUUUUAUUGUAUACUAAAAAAAAAUUUUAAAGCCAAUACUUUAUGUGAAAGUAUUGUUCUCAGUUCCAUUCAAGUACAAGAUAAAACACUGCAUUUGACCGAUGAUGAAACCUAUAAUAUUGAGCCAAUGCGUCGACCCCUUGAAGAGUAUAUAUGUCAAGUGUGUCGCCUGGGAAAUCAAGAAGAAGUCCUUCUUUUAUGUGAUGGAUGUGAUGACGCUUACCACACAUUUUGUGUAGGGUGUACUGAAGUGCCUGAAGGUUCUUGGUUUUGUCAUACAUGUCAAAAUUCUAAUCAUACCAUGCCAGAAACACUACCUGAACCACUUAUUGAAAGUAGACAAAUGUCGCGGCGUGAAGAGGUGCCACGAGAGAAUAUGACUUCUUAUCCUAUUGAAACGCGUCAAACAACGCGUCGCCGUCGCAUUGUUUAUUCUCCCUUUUUACAGCAAAAUGUCGUCACACGAAGGCCUAUAACUAGAAGCUUUUCACAUCGUUUACAACAGACAAAUGAAAUUUUAAAUUCUUUAACACCUAGCAAUUCUAUUCUCAAUAACCAAGCAAGAACGCGAUCCGCUCAACGUCGAAUGGCUUCUCUACGUUCCGCUCGUUCUCAGCAAUCUUCUCUAGGGGAAAAUAUAGUACGUCGUUGGUUAAACUCACAGGAAGCAUUGCCUUCCACUGGUUCAACAUCGAAUUUAAUAUUACCUCCUAUUCGACGACAAUUGCGUCAUCGAUUAAUGACAGAAUUGACAUGGAUAGUAAACGAUGAGAAUGCACCACAAUCUGAACCAAUUUCCCUUCCUUCUGUAUGCAGUUCAGCUGAUCAACCUUUUGCUUCUUCAUCUAAUCCUCUUGAAUUAAACAACACCGAAUCUAAGGACGCACAAAGUCAAUCCAAUCAUAUUAGUGAAUCAUGGAACCCCACAGUAACAACCUCCAUUACAGGGCGUCGUAAAAGGAAAUUGUGUAUGAGACGUACUGUUUAUGAUGAUAUUACUAAUGAAAGUUCUCUUCCAUUACUGACAACACCGUCUUGUGAUGGAACCGUUAUCCAAAACAACUCUUCGUCAACGUCUCAAAUUCCUUUUCAUUGUGACCAAAGUACAAGUAGUACUACGAGUUACAAAUGUUCUCUUCAGAAAUCUUCUCCUCCAAAAAACCAACAUCCAACCACUUCAAAAUCUACAGCUUCUCGGAACGUCGAAACUUUCGAGCGGGUCCGCUUGCGGAGACGUUCUAAUCGAAAGAGAAACAAAAGGUUAUUGAAUGAUUCUUCGUCGGAUAUCGCAGACUCGGAUACAUGAUACAUCAGAAAUAUAACAGUUUUUCUAUUGAAAAAAAAAAAACAUUUAAAAUUAACGUCUUGUUUCAUUUUUACAUGGGUUCUGUCAUUUUGUUAAACUUCUAUGCAUUCACUUGCCAAUCAGCACAAAUUUAUUGAAAAACUGUUCGUAAUAAACAGUCUCUGUAAAUUUA
Hylaeus volcanicus is the source of this 2798-nucleotide messenger RNA. RefSeq names its product PHD and RING finger domain-containing protein 1-like. The record is from RefSeq and is a predicted model, not a curated record. Bases 176 to 2626 code for a protein of 816 amino acids. NCBI's taxonomy places the organism in Eukaryota, Metazoa, Arthropoda, Insecta, Hymenoptera, Colletidae. The transcript is spliced from 5 exons.